AUGUGGUCAUUUCAAAUUUCAAGUUUGCAUAAUAUUAAUUUAUGUACAUUAUUACGUUUAAUUGAUGAAAACAAUAUUCUUGACAAAUUCGAAUUAAUCAAUAAUGAUAAUUUACAUUUAUCAUCAUAUUUUUCACUUAUAGGUACAUUUUUAAUUAUAAUAAUAUCACAUAGAAGAAUAACAACAGAAGAUUUAUGUUUAUUUUCAACAAUAUUACAAGAUGAUAUUAUUAUUAAAAAUAUUUCAAAUUGGUCAGUAUUAAAUGAUUUUAUUAAAUUAUUUCGUACUAUUUUACAUACUGAAUUUGUUACGAAUAUUUAUUAUGAAUUAAUCAAUGAUGAAAUAGAAUCAAAGAACACUCUUGAAGCUGGUCGUUUUAAAGGUAAAAAAAUUCUUUAA
Messenger RNA from Rotaria sordida, 399 nucleotides. NCBI's taxonomy places the organism in Eukaryota, Metazoa, Rotifera, Eurotatoria, Philodinida, Philodinidae. The record is from the annotation of a GenBank genome assembly.